Patiria miniata (bat star) is the source of this 3221-nucleotide messenger RNA. RefSeq names its product methyltransferase-like protein 7A. The transcript is spliced from 2 exons. The record is from RefSeq and is a predicted model, not a curated record. Gene Ontology annotation, molecular function: S-adenosylmethionine-dependent methyltransferase activity. Bases 104 to 898 code for a protein of 264 amino acids. NCBI's taxonomy places the organism in Eukaryota, Metazoa, Echinodermata, Asteroidea, Valvatida, Asterinidae.
CGACCGUUAUUCUCAGCGCGUCACUACUGGACCUUACCCGUACCCGGUGUAGGUGUACAACUUAAUUUCAGUGCUUCUUCGUUGAAGAUCCUCGCAAAAAAACAUGGAAAAAUCUCCCCUAGCUGGUCUCUUGGACUAUGUCGUCCCUGUUCUACUUGUCGUGGUUGUACUGUUAGUUCUUCAUUUGCUGAAAACGAUCGCUUUUCCCCAUAUCUUUCCAUGGGUGGUUGCGCGCAUAACGAUCAACUACAACAAGGCGAUGGCGAGCUUCAAGCAAGAACUCCUCAAAGACAUGAAAGACCAGCUGGACUCCCUCCGCGAAAAGCCGGUGGAUGGAAGCUCUGCGAACGGGGAAGCACAACCCUCCCUUACCGUGCUUGAGAUCGGGGUGGGUUCGGGAGCUAACUUCAAGUUCUACCCCGACGGCACCACGGUCAUCGCGGUCGAACCGAACAAGAAUUUCGUCGGCUAUUUGGAGAAGAGCGUCGCCGAGCACUUCCCGCGGGUUCGCCUGCAGCGCACGGUGAUAGCUUACGGGGAGGAUCUACGGGACCAUGUGGAGGACUGCAGUGUGGAUGCUGUGGUCUGCACAUUGGUGCUUUGCAGUGUCAGGGAUAUCGAUGCAGUACUACAGGAGACAAAGAGAGUGCUAAAACCUGGAGGGAAGUUCUACUUUCUAGACCACAUCGCCGCAGAUCCUGAAACCUGGACCAGCACACUGCAAUGGGUUCUCCGUCCCGUCUGGUCCUAUGUAGGCGACGGCUGUCAACUGGUCAGGAAAGUCUGGCCGGAGGUAGAUCGGGCUGGCUUCUCCAGAGUCAGCUAUAAGAAGUUUUUGGCUCAUCCUACACUUCCUCGCGUCAUACGACCCCAUGUGAUGGGAAUGGCGACCAAGUAGUUCAUAAAACCAUGUCUGAGAUUUACAGAAAAAAAGGGGUUUGCUUGACGGUAGCUUGUACCAGUCUUACAGUGUGACCUGGGCCCAAUUUCAUGGCUCUGCUUACCAUAAGCGAAAACUUUCCACUUACUGCAGCAGACAAUUCCGUGCUUACCGUAAGCAUAUAUUUCAUGGGUUAGCGAGGAUUUUUGGUGUUUAAAUGCAUGUGCACACAUCCUGUAACUAAGGAUUCUGUGCUUACUAGGUAAUAGCAUAUAUUUUUUUGCUAACACUGUUACUGUUAGCACAGAAUGGUGAUCCAACACACAGAAUUCUGUGGUUAGCAGAGCCAUAUGAAAUUGGGCCCGAGCAUAACAGCAAAUUGACUAAAUACUCUUGUACAUAAUACAUGAGUAUUUGGAAUAGGUACAUUGUAGUGUACGAUCAUCAAAUUAAUUAGAAAGAUGUCAGACUGGGGAAUGAAUGUAGUAUCCUGAUGCUACUUUACAAAUAUAUAAACAACAAAAUUGAGAUGGUGUCUUGUUUCUUAGAUAUUAGACAACUAUCAUAUGAACACUGUUAGAAAUGUGUUGAUAUUUCUAUUAGAGAUUUUUUUUGUGGAAUAAUGUUGCACCAAUAUGAAGCUUGCCAUUUGGAAGGAUCCUUCCGGUGACAAGGCAAGUUUGUGCUGUCACUAGAGGGCCUCCUUCACAUUGAUGUAAACAUAGCAAACUGGAAUAUCGCAGCAAUAUUUUUUUGAAAAAAAAACCUCUGAAAAGUGAAACAGUGAAAAAAUGUUAUCCGAGAAAAAAAGGUCAGAUUAGAAUUUCCUUUGAGGGACUGAAAAUUUGUGUUAAAGGCAGCUGAAACAUUGAUUGUGAAGUGUGUAGCUUUAGCGUGGGAUGUCACAUUUUAAUUCAAAAUAUGAAAUGACCAAAUGCUUUCAGUUUAAGCCUAGAGUAAGGAAGAAAAAAAUCGCAGCUGUAUUCAAAUUUUGGAAUGAGAAAAGGAUGUGCAGCUGUUCAGUUAGAACAUCAAAAGUAGUAUAGUAAAAUAGUAUCCUUUUGAAAUAUAUUACCUUUUUUACUCGCAAAUUGUUAAUCUUUCUUGUUACUAAUUUUUUUUUUACCAGAUUGUUAAUUUUUCAUGUAAUACCAAACAUCUCAUUUAAUUUGUUUAAGCGUAACUCUUUUAACUUUAUUUAGCAUCACUACCAUUCUAGUUCAAGUUGUGACGAUUCAAAAGCAUAUAUUUUAGUUGUGAUAAAGUUUAAAUUGCAGUGACAUUUCAAUAUUCAAAAUAUAUCAACACAUUGUAGAGUAAAUAUGGCAUGUUGAAACUUUUCCGAGCAAACUACACAUAUUUAGAACUCAUCUUAUUUUGCAAGUUUUGCUAGACGCUAAUGCCUGUGAUAUUCAUGCUUCAUGCAAUGCCUUUAAUUAAAGGUUUAAAAAGAAAAAAAAAUUCAGACACAAAUUUGCAUUUCAAGUUUAUUCAGCAGGUUUACUUUUACUUUAAAUUUAUCUUUUUACUGACAUUAGUGUUAGUUUUUGUGUGUAGAUGUUAUUCAGUGCGUUUUGGUUUGCAUUAACUUCAGUCAAGCAUAAAUGUAGUUCUGCACCAUUUACUGGGUUUUACCUAUUAAACAGUGAUUCCAUUAGUGCAAAAAACAUGCAAAACAGACCAUGUGAAAACUAAUACUGACUCUUUAGCCAGCAAACGUUUCCCAAAUUCCCAAAAGGUAAAGUCUCAACUCAGAUGUCUAGACUGCAUUUUAAAAUCUUUUGCAACAGAGAAUGAAACGUGGUUCAUAAUAUUUACACGCCCAAUUUUGUUUGGACAAAACAGAGCAUUUGUUAAUCUGGUGGCGUGACUGCAGGGAGAAUGUAUAGAAGUACAUGUAGAGAUUUGGUACCAGACCUUUUGCGUUUGACACAAUAACUUGUGUAAUACUGAAGAAAUGGACUGGUUGUUUCAUGCAUAUUGCAUAUUUUCACUACAGUCACGACAGUAUUGCGAGUCUUACAUUUUUGGACUAGGCUUCGUGGAGGAAUGGUUGUUUCUGAUAAAUCCCCUCAGGAAAGGAAAAAGGAAAAAGGUGGGCCCACUUACCACAAAAAAAUAGCUGGCUCAUAUUACACAGUGCGCCGGCACGCCCUUCCUUCCCCCACUCCAGCUAAUUGACUUUCCUGGUUGUUUGCUGGCCUGUAGCUACAUUUAGAGCAUUUUUUGGUGUUGCUUGAUGUUCAAUCUACAGGCGUGAACAUGUAGUGCAGUUCCGCUAAACAACCAAAGAAUUCUGUGCUCACAGUGCCAGCAGAGCAAUUGUGCACUGACCCUGCAA